AUGCAAAAAUUUAUUGGUAUUUAUCGUGAAGAUUCAUCGGGUCUAAUGGGGAUCUUCUACGUGGUUGUCAUGAACGUGGUCUUUGUUUCGGGUAUGAUGGGUGUCUUGGUGCUAGGAAGCUUUGUAUAUAUUUGCAAGCAUUUGAUGGAUAUGGCAACUUCAACGAAUGCAAUGAUCAUCAUGAUGGCUGGCAUCGGUGGAGUUGCUUGCUAUUGUGGCAUUGCCUCGAAUCUGAAGUCUACUCGAAAACUAUAUGACCUGUUACAACAACUUGCAGAUGAAAGUUUUAAACAUCGUGGCUUCACUGGAUUCCGAGACGCCGAAGACAAAAGUCAUUUUUUAAUUCUUGUUGCAUUCUUAAUGUCUUUGUGGAACAUUUACCAAGACAAUUAUGACACUUCAAAUUGGUUCUUACCAUUCCGAAUCAUAUUACCGAUCGAUAAUUCAAAUUUGAUCGGUUGGUAUUUGGAGUUGUUCCUUCAGGCAUACGGUGGAUAUGUAUACGUUUUAUCAGUUACGACAAUCGUUGCCUUCUUUGGAGGAUGCAGCUACUACAUCGAUGCAGAAGAAAUUGACGAAGUGAUCGAAAAGGAUAUAUUCGAAACGGUGGUUUUUCAUAACAAGAUCCUUGAACUCUUUGAUAUAGUGGCUGAUAUUUAUAGUGCAGCUAUAUUUUUCCAUUUGAUUUGCAACAUACUAUUCCUCGCCGGUGCAGUUUAUCAGACAGAAAUGACGAUUGGCAAAGUGGGAUUAGAUCUCUUGUUCAACGUCUUAUGUGUGAUGGAGGCGCUAUCGUACACCUUCAUAUUGUGCUAUUUCGCCAAUUCAUCGACUUACUCAAUGGCGGAAAUUGGAAAUGUCGUAUACUACUCGAGCUGGUACAAUCAACCACCGAAAAUCCAAAAAUUACUUUUGUUGAUCAUUGCCCGCGCCCAGAAGCCAAACAUAUUUAUGGGCCUCAAAAUAAUUUACUGUCACUUGGAAUCUUUCGCAAAGGUAUGUUUUCAAUCUCCGGUCGAAUUACAUAGUAAGCGUAUCAUCAAACUUUCAUUUUAGUUGAACAAAAAUGCAGCCACCUACU
This is a messenger RNA of Sitodiplosis mosellana (orange wheat blossom midge), 1081 nucleotides long. Its product is annotated as odorant receptor 45b-like. Lineage: Eukaryota; Metazoa; Arthropoda; Insecta; Diptera; Cecidomyiidae. Gene Ontology annotation, biological process: sensory perception of smell; detection of chemical stimulus involved in sensory perception of smell. The coding region runs from base 1 to 1056 and encodes 351 amino acids. The transcript has 5 exons. Gene Ontology annotation, molecular function: olfactory receptor activity; odorant binding. The record is from RefSeq and is a predicted model, not a curated record. Gene Ontology annotation, cellular component: plasma membrane.